This is a messenger RNA of Ipomoea nil (Japanese morning glory), 1017 nucleotides long. RefSeq lists its product as uncharacterized. The record is from RefSeq and is a predicted model, not a curated record. Gene Ontology annotation, molecular function: catalytic activity. The transcript has a single exon. The coding region runs from base 1 to 1017 and encodes 338 amino acids. NCBI's taxonomy places the organism in Eukaryota, Viridiplantae, Streptophyta, Magnoliopsida, Solanales, Convolvulaceae.
AUGAGUACCUUGAGUUGGAACUGCCGUGGCUUGGGUAAUCCACGGACAGUUCGUGAGAUUGAGGACAUGGUGUCCUGUAAGAAACCCGACUUUGUAUUUCUAAUGGAAACCAAGGUUAGCCGAGAUCAUGCUGAACGACUUCGGAUUAAACUUGGUUUCGAUGGUCUCUUUUGUAUUGAUAGUUCUGGAUUGAGUGGAGGUUUGACUCUGUUGUGGAGAGCAAAUAAUACGGCAAGGUUGAUGAGUUAUUCCAAAAACUAUGUGGAUGUUGAAGUGAGUAUACCGGGAUGUGAUAAAUGGAGAAUGACGGGAUUUUAUGGCUUUUCGCAAAGGGGUCAACGGAGAGACUCUUGGGACCUUAUUCGUACUUUAGCUGGCAGAUCAGAUCUACCGUGGGUAAUGAUUGGUGACUUUAAUGACUUGUUAUUCCAAUCUGAGAAGAGAGGUGGAAACCCCCAUCCUGAUAGUUUGCUUCAUGGUUUUGGUGAGACUAUAGAGGAUUGUGGUUUAGCGCAUAUGCCAAUGACUAGAUAUCUGUUUACUUGGGAAAAAGGAAAAGGCACACCAAAUUGGAUAGAGGAAAGGUUAGACAAAGUUUUGGCUAACCAGAGUUGGCGUGAGAAGGUGUCGGAUGCUAAUGUGCAGAAUAUAUUGACCCGAAAGUCGGAUCAUUCUGCUCUUUUCCUUGGGAUUCUGAAUCUUCGGGAAAGGAGGGGUGGUUUGAAAAGAGGGUUUCGUUUUGAAAUGGCAUGGUUGCAUGAUGAAGGAUGUAGAGAAGUGGUGGAAAAGUCAUGGAAUGAAGGUGGAGGAAGGAAUUUGCAGGAAUGUAUUUCUUAUUGUGGAAAUCGUUUAGCGUGUUGGGGAGGAGAUCGAUUUCAUAAGUUUGGUGAACGAAUAAGGAACCUACGGAAGGAGCAGUUACGUCUGAGGGGGUGUAGUGACCCAGCAUCAUUGGCUGAAUUUCAACGAUUAGAGGAGUGCCUGAAUCGUAUUGAAGCACAGGAAGAUGCAUACUAG